This is a messenger RNA of Clunio marinus, 213 nucleotides long. The record is from the annotation of a GenBank genome assembly. Lineage: Eukaryota; Metazoa; Arthropoda; Insecta; Diptera; Chironomidae.
AUGGACAAACGAGGCAAUGAAGUGACGGAAUGUGAACAUGAAACAAUAACAAUAAAUAUGAUGAAAAUGAAAUUUAUGUUCAUCUGUGAUCAAGACAUGAAUGGAAUAUCUUAUGAGAUAUUUAAAUAUAAAAGAUCAUUCAUUGACAGCACAAGCAAGAAACGAUUAAAGCCCCUUGCUUGUCUUCCACUAACAUUAAGACUUGGUGAAUGA